Colletotrichum abscissum is the source of this 2154-nucleotide messenger RNA. RefSeq names its product DNA repair protein/CtIP. The coding region runs from base 1 to 2154 and encodes 717 amino acids. NCBI's taxonomy places the organism in Eukaryota, Fungi, Ascomycota, Sordariomycetes, Glomerellales, Glomerellaceae. The record is from RefSeq and is a predicted model, not a curated record. The transcript has 2 exons. Gene Ontology annotation, biological process: DNA repair; DNA double-strand break processing involved in repair via single-strand annealing. Gene Ontology annotation, molecular function: damaged DNA binding.
AUGGAAAACUGGUCGCCGGAAGGCCGGGCGGCUAUUCAAGAUGCCUUCGAAGCAUUGUGUGAAACAGUUAGCAAGCAACUUGACAGCGAGGUCGAGCAGAGGCUUAAGGAGGACGAUCGAUCCCGCGCAUUCCUCACAGACGAGCUCGAAAUAUUGAAGUCUCGGUCCGACGAGGUUGAUCGCUUGGAAGAGGAAAACCGGAAGCUGAGGACGAAACUCCUCCAAAUCCAUCACCAAAAUCGCUCUGUCGAGUCAUCUCGAGGAAGCCCUCGGCCGAGUUAUGUCACCAACGACCAAGCCACCAACACAGACCCCGCCUCUGCAGAUGGUCCUGAGAAUGGAGGCGACCUAGAGAACGUGCUGCGGGAAAGCCACAAGCUGCGACGGAAAUACACUGCCCUGGACCAGAAUUUCAGGAUACUGAAAGCAGAAUUCAAUAAGAGAAGGGACGAGAGGAAGGAGGAGAUCAAGAAAUGGGAAGACUAUGCGACAGAAUUGGAGACGAAGAUCAAAGUCUUGGAGCAACGUGAUGGUGACGCCGAUGCGGCUGCGUACACAGCAGAAGGCCUUCAAGAGCAAAGCAGGCCGCGCGCUCACUUGGCUUCGAGGUUGACAAUCGAUCCUGAUACCGGGAUCUUGACGACACUCAGCAAUUCGCGGGCUUUGCGACAAUAUUCUGCCGAGAGAGCUCCCGUGCAAUCAGAUGUCGAGACGCAGGAUCUGUCUGCCGCAGAUACCACGGAGGGGGAGACGACAGAGGGUACUAAGGACGCCGAUGCUGUUACUCUUCCACCAUUGAGACAGACCGCCAAAACGGAUUCAGACAUUCGCAUCAAACCAGAGCCUUCCUCAGACGGGCCUAUUAUCGUCUCUGAGCGCCUUGUAGGCAAGAGAAAGCACGCCGAUUCCUCCUCAGAACAACAAGGACGACGUAGGGUGAAGAUUGAGAGCUCGAAUCUUACUACUGGCCCUAUUACUAGUCAGCUUCAACAAGAGAGCAUGGACCUGGAUGAGGUCGGUCAGAGACUAAGCACGCCACGGAAGAAUAGGUUAUGGGCUGAUGCCCUGGCCACGCCCGGUCAAAUUGACAUGGAGCGAGCUCAGACAGCCGCUCCCGUCUUUGUCAGGCGCGACAACACCAACACUCCGACUACCAGGAUACCCAACUCAACAGCGGUUCUGACACCGAUCAACCCUAACGCUCGUCCGGUACGCCCGUAUCAGUUGAACACCGUGGAGAAGCCAACAAGGAAAGGGCUCGCUCAAGGCAUAAGGAGCUUGGCUGAGGACGGCUUUGUUUAUGAUACAACGGGCCGCGAAGAGCCGGCGGGGCUUUUCCGCACCCCGCAACCUCCCGGUCGCUUGAGUACGCUAUUGAACGCACCAUCUCCAGAACAAGCCCCUGCCAUAGUACGGUCAAUACCUCGUCUUCGGGAUACAGGUCGAGCGGAGGAGGAUGGACCGCAGUUUCCCGAGCGUCGGGAAUUGCCAUUCAAUAAAGAACGCCGGGACAGGUCGAAGGAAGCUCCAAUCGGCCGGAGGGAGCACGAGGAGAACACGGAGCCCACCACAGCCCGCGGGCAGCCCAGAAAUCGUGCGACGGUCGAGGCACAGCCGCUACCCCAGAAGGGGGCAUUAAGGUCAAAGCCUGCCACUUCCCUACGGCUUGAAGAUUUCAAGGUCAAUCCAAAGUUCAACGGCGGUUCCGACUACGCAUUCUCGGAGGUGGUCAGGAACAGAGAAGACAGAGCCUGUUUGCCUGGUUGUACAGACAUGAACUGCUGUGGCCCUCAAUUUCGCGGCAUGGCUUUGGCUCAAAAGAACAAUGUCCAUCGUACCCCGGCAUCAGACACCAAAUUGUUUGAGGAUUAUCUCGGUGACAGAAUCACUAUCAUUCUGGGGAUGUCCAAGGCAGAGAGGGAAGACUUGUGGAUAGAGGCUAAAACAUGGCAACUUGCGAAUGAGUUGGGCAAACAUCGUCAUCGUUACGCUCGAAGGGCAUCUCCUCCAGGCUUCUGGAACGCGGAUUUCCCUACUACGCAGGAAGACGAGGCUGAGAGGGCAGAAGGCGAGAAGAGGGAGAAGCAAAUGAUUCAAGAACGAUAUCGGGAAGCAAUGAGAGGAGGGGGACGCUGGAUCUUCAAGGACGAGUGA